CCCAUGGAGAUAGUAGAGGGAAGCAACACAGGACCGCUGCUGGUCAGUGUGACCUGCACGCUGCUGGUCCUGUGUACUAUUUCUGUGGCCGCCCGUUGCUACAAUCAGAUCGUCCUGCUGAAGCGAUUUCAGAUUGAGGACUGGCUCGCCGUUGUGACAUGGUUUGUCUUUGCAAUCUUUACCGCAAUUUGCUGCGUUGGAGUUCACUAUGGCCUUGGCAGGCCCGUCGCCGAUGUUUCUCGGCCGAAUCGUAUCAAGGCCAUGUUCUUGAAGUACCUGGGCAUGACAACUUACGUGGCCGCGUCAGGACUCAUUAAGUUCGUGGUCGGACUUUACCUCGUCAAGCUCUUCUCGGCCUCACGCCAGAAGUGGCAAACCCGAUUCAUAUGGACGUUGCUCGUCGUUGUCGGCCUUGUCAACACGGCCUAUUUCUUUAUCAGCAUCUUUCAGUGCAAUCCCGUGGAGAGAUUUUGGAUGCAGAACGACCCGGACUGGCCCAAGCAAGGUCGCUGCCUCAAAACAUGGGCUGCGCUGUCGUCUACGUACACGGUCAACAUUGUCAACAUCAUUGCCGACGCCGCACUCGCCUUGUUACCGAUAUCCUUGGUCUGGAAUUCCAAGAUGGACAAGAGGACAAAGUGGUCCGUCGUCGCCAUUCUUUCGGUCGGAUCAGCGGCCUCGAUAUGCACCGUCGUCCGCGUCCCCUAUGUGUAUCAGCUGCUUGCCAACAAGGAGUACCUCGCCAACUUCAUCGAGCUGGGUGUCUGGAGUGCCGUCGAGAUCGGACUGGCCAUUAUUGCGUCUUCUGCCGCCACCCUCCGCCCCUUGUUCAGGAAAUUGAAGCUUCUGCAGACUACGGUGGUUCGCAGUCGUAACAAGUCUGGUCACUCGCGCUCUCGCAGCCUGCCAAUGUUCUCCAGGGAUAGGAAGAACAGCACGGGCAAUGCGCUGAGCGGGCAGGACGCACAAACCCCCAAGUCCACCGGUAGCAAGGGGCUCAGCUCUUUCGGGGGCAGUACGUACGGCACCGACACCAAGAUCUCUUUCAGCCAGGCUCUGGGUAAUAAGAAGUCUUACGCGACGCUCCAGGGCGACACCCUAAACGACCCCUCGGAUGACAUUGCCAGCGGCGACAACCUAAAACUCAACAGACGGUCCAGCCCCAUCCAUGUACGCACUACUAUUUCAGUCGACAUUGAGAAGGGCGAGGGUAGCGAAGGAACCUUCGUCUCGCCAGCAGUUCACCCUAGAUACCAUUCACCUUUGCAAUCUUCUGCCAACGAACACAGGCGGACAGAUAGCGAAGAGCGGUCUAUGUGGGGAAAGAGGGAGCAGCAGGCACAUCAAUUCCAUAUUCCACAGACCCACCAGCGGAGCAGGACCCGGGGCCACGAACUGGCAGAUCUCGAAGAGGUCAGUAUCGACGGCAGCCGCCCUCGCGAGAGGAUCGUUUCCCCCAGGACUCCGCGUUCGCCAUUCCCCAUGGUUUCUCCCACUUCAACAAUACGGUCGCCAACGUCGCCGCUGAUUGGCAACAUGCCUUCACCAUAUACUCCAUCCUUUGCGCCGCCAUCGAGCAUGGCCAACAACCACAGUAUUUCACCAUAUAGUCCAUCAUUUUCAUUUUCGCCUUCUCCCUUGUCACCCACAGUGGAUACUCAAGGGGAGCUGCAGCAACCGCAGCCAACACACCAGCCUACAUUAAAACCGCAAGGUAGCCUACUUCCUGUGCCUCUCGCACGUGAGGGCGAGAGGAGACUGAGCAGUCCAAUGUAG
This is a messenger RNA of Pyricularia grisea, 1776 nucleotides long. RefSeq lists its product as uncharacterized. The record is from RefSeq and is a predicted model, not a curated record. NCBI's taxonomy places the organism in Eukaryota, Fungi, Ascomycota, Sordariomycetes, Magnaporthales, Pyriculariaceae. The transcript is spliced from 2 exons. The annotation marks the transcript as partial.